Dreissena polymorpha is the source of this 1560-nucleotide messenger RNA. RefSeq lists its product as uncharacterized. The record is from RefSeq and is a predicted model, not a curated record. The coding region runs from base 117 to 863 and encodes 248 amino acids. The transcript has 5 exons. NCBI's taxonomy places the organism in Eukaryota, Metazoa, Mollusca, Bivalvia, Myida, Dreissenidae.
UUGGCGCGCAACACUACGUCAUUACAACGUACAUAUCUCAGACUUUAGUACAAUUUUAUUCAUAUUACUAUAAGAUCUUUUCUCGCAUCAAUUUCACAGCCUUGCGGUCUGGUAUUAUGAAGAAAACGGGGUUCCUUACCGACCAGUCGGGUGAAGGGUGUCUGCUGAACGCCGAUUAUAAACAAUUCCUGCUGGACGACUGGUCACUAGGGACAGUAGAAGGUGGUCGGUUAAUAUGCGAUAUGUUAAAAGAAGAAGGCAAACGGGAUUAUAGACUGGCCCCGUCACAGGGAAAUCGUAAUAUGUCUCCAGCAACGUUCCCGUUCAACCGGCACACGGUAACCAUCGGCAUUGGGAACGAGAUUAUCGACUUCGAAACCACGAGAGUGCAGCACGAGAGACUACGGGACAAACAACUCAGUAUUGCCAAGGAAAUAGAGCUGGCAAAAGACGAAAUAAAAAAAGUUCGUCAAAUCGAACAGGCAUGGUACCAAGAUUUUAUAAAUGAUAAAUACGUGAACGAUCUCUCUCAACGAAAAAAGAACCUUGAUGUGUCAAACGACGACGUGCGAAAAUCGAUAAGCGAUUCCCUGGAUGAUCGCGAUGUCAAACCGCUAGACAGAAUAAGGAGGGAACUUUCGCUAUUUAAUUUAUUCGAAGGCAUACCCGGUUAUGAGGAAGACGAUAAAAGUGAUUGCAGCAUGAACAUAAAUGACGAUGACAUAAAUAGCGAUAUGUCUCAUGCAACAUUUGGAUCAGGCGGUUUACUAAACAUAAUGUACCGAAGCACGGAUGGCGGUGUGAGAAAAUUUAAUCAAUACAUAGAAAAAAAGUCUCCUGGGUUACCAACUGUAAACAUUUAGUGCAUUAAGGUGAAUGCACUCGUAACGCACUAUAUGAAAAUAUAACAGACAAAUGUAAACGAUAAUCAAACGUUUAGAAAUGUUAUUUUCACUGUACCAUUAACGUUUAUAAAUAUAUGAUAUUUGUUGAAAUCGAUGGAAUAUCGAUUUUAUUUAACGAGUGAUCAUAUAAAAUAAUAUUUUCACGAGUGGCACAGCCACGAGUGAAAAUAUGUAUUUUUUAUGAUCACAAGUGAAUUAAAAUCGAUAUUCCAUCGAAUCCAACAAAUUAAAAAAAAAAUAAAUAAAGAGUUUAAUUUGAUAAUUUCGCUGGAUUUAUGACGUCAUUUCGUCGAAAAAAAUGACGUCAUUUCACAGUUGAACAGUGAAAAAUAUCGCUAUUUUUCACUGUUAUUUUUCACUGUUUAAAACAGUGAAAUACCAGUUUUAUUUCACUGAUAUUUCUCUAUAAACCAACGGAAAGCAUAAAAUAAAGCCAUUUAAUUUUAAAACAGCAAAUUUUGAGUACUUUGCGUACUAGAACUGAACAACUUGAAUUACUAUACAAGUCACAACUGUUAAUGUUUCUCGUUUUGUAAGGAAAAAUGGUCAAUACUAUUAUUUUGUAUAAGGGCCAGUGGUUGGAAACUUUUCACGUACACGUGUCGAUAAAAUGCAUAAUAAUAAGUGUUGUAAAAUAUAUGGCAAUGUAAACUUC